This is a messenger RNA of Racocetra persica, 131 nucleotides long. NCBI's taxonomy places the organism in Eukaryota, Fungi, Glomeromycota, Glomeromycetes, Diversisporales, Gigasporaceae. The record is from the annotation of a GenBank genome assembly.
UUAAAAAAAUAAAAAAUAAUAAAUGGGAAGACAUUAAUGAAAUGCCAUUUAUUUCCGAAAUUCUUUUAGAGCUCACUAAAGCGGAUAUCAUUAAUGACAAAAUUCAUAAUUUAAUAGAUAGUGAUGAAAAG